Molecule: messenger RNA, 2397 nt
Organism: Hemiscyllium ocellatum (epaulette shark)
Lineage: Eukaryota; Metazoa; Chordata; Chondrichthyes; Orectolobiformes; Hemiscylliidae
Gene: slc35a2
Product: solute carrier family 35 member 2
Exons: 5
Coding region: 701-1783 (360 amino acids)
Biological process (GO): pyrimidine nucleotide-sugar transmembrane transport
Cellular component (GO): Golgi membrane
Molecular function (GO): UDP-galactose transmembrane transporter activity
Source: RefSeq, a predicted model, not a curated record
GUUUACGGCAGAUGUCCCUGGAAUUGGCCAAACUCCCCUCACCCUCACCCUCUCCCUGUCUCUGUCACUGUCUCUGUCCCUGACCCUGACCCAUUCACUGUCACUGUCUCCCCUCUCUCUCUCAAUCACACUCUCUCUCUAUCCCUCUCUCUCUCAUUCUCUCUAUCCCUCUACACUCUUCUUCCUCCUCUGAGUCUCUCUGUCCCUCUCUCUAUCUAUCUCUCUCUCUCAUUCACUCUCUCUCUAUCUCUCUUUCGUUCACUCUAUCUCCCUCUCAUUCACUCUCUCCCUCUCAUUCACUCUCUCUCUCUCGUUCACUCUCUCUCCCUCUCAUUCACUCUAUCUCCCUCUCUCGUUCACUCUAUCUCCCUCUCUCGUUCACUCUAUCUCCCUCUCUCGUUCACUCUAUCUCCCUCUCUCGUUCACUCUAUCUCUCUCUCUCGUUCACUCUGUCUCUCUCUCUCGUUCACUCUGUCUCCAUCUGUUGUUCGCUCUAUCUCUGUCUUGUUCACUCUAUCUCACUCUCUCGUUUGCUCUAUCUCUCCCUCUCGUUCGAUCUAUCUCUCUCUCGUUCGCUCUGUCUCUGGGUUUCUCGUUCACCGUAUCUCUCCCUCUCAUUUGCUCUUUCUCUGCCUCUCUUUCUCCUUCGCUCCCUCUCUUUCUCUCUCUCUCUCUCUCUCUCGUCCAUCCCGGUUUCGUGAUGACUGUUUGGAGCGCAGCACAAUUCCUGAGGCGCGCCAACGAGAAGCUGAAAUACGCCAGCCUCGCCGUCCUGGUGAUCCAGAACGCCUCCGUCAUCCUGUGCAUCCGCUACGUCCGCACGGUGCCCGGCAACAAGUUCUUCUCUACCUCCGCUGUGGUGAUGGUGGAGCUUUUCAAACUCGGCACGUGUCUGGUUCUGAUUCUGGGCCAGAAGCGAGGCAAUCUGAAAGAGUUUGCGAUCUACUUGUAUAAAGGGCUGAUUGUGGAAUACAUGGACGUACUGAAGAUGGCGGUGCCCUCUCUAAUCUACACGCUCCAGAACAAUCUUCAGUACAUCGCCAUCUCCAACCUGCCUGUCGCCACCUUCCAGGUCAUGUACCAAUUCAAGAUCCUGACCACGGCGGUUUUCUCGGUGCUGAUGCUGAAGAAGAGCCUGUCGCGGCUGCAGUGGGUCUCGCUGGUCAUCCUCUUCACUGGCAUCGCCAUCGUGCAGGUGACGCAGGAGGAAGGCCGGGGCGGCCGGGACAGGGCGCCCGGCCAGAACUACCUGGUCGGCCUGCUGGCCGUGCUGGUCUCCUGCGUCUCGUCUGGCUUCGCCGGCGUCUACUUUGAGAAGAUCCUGAAGGGCACCAGCGCCUCCAUCUGGCUGCGCAACGUCCAGCUGGGCAUCUUCGGCACCCUUCUGGGGUUGGCCGCCCUGUGGGGCAAGGACGGGCCGGCCAUCGCCGAAAAGGGCUUCUUCUUCGCCUACACGCCCAUGGUGUGGUCAGUGGUGCUCAACCAGGCGGUGGGCGGGCUCCUGGUCGCCAUGGUGGUGAAGUACGCCGACAACAUCCUCAAGGGCUUCGCCGCCUCCCUCUCCAUCGUCAUCUCCACCGUGGCGUCGGUCCACAUCUUCGGCUUCCACGUCGACCUGUUCUUUGCGCUGGGGGCCAGCCUGGUCAUCGGCGCCGUCUAUCUCUACAGCCUCCCCAAGCCCACGGCUCCGGACUCCUCACCGCCUCCUCCGCCCGCCUCCUCACUCAGCGCCGACCCCGACAGCUACCCCACAAAGGCUGUGGCGAAGGAGAAGGGGUCGUAAGACGGACGAAGACUGGAUGGGCAAUGGUUCUCGAAUCUCCACGCCGGUCCUGCCCGUGAGAUGCAAGCUUUGAUAUAUUUGCAGCGGGUACGGUCGGUUGGCAUCACGGUGAUCCCACUCGCUGAGUGGCUCCUGCCUCCUCCCUCACCCGCCCACCAGCCCCACCUGCCUGCCCAGUAUCAGGAGGUGGCGGCAUUAUCAGCACUAGUACGCUUUGUAGUUCAGUGUGCUACUAGACUUCACCCCCUCGAAUCACUGACUCAGACUAACGGUAGCCUUGUGCACUCUCUCACUCACUCCACUUCCCUCCUUCAUCUCAUGGUCUAGCUAGCUCUCUCUCUGACUCUCUCUCUCGCUCUCUCCGUCUCUGACCCCGCUCUCUCUCUCUCUCUCUCUCACAAUCUCUGUCCCCCUCUCUCUCUCUCAAAAUCUCUGUCCCUCUCUCUCUCAAAAUCUCUGUCCCUCUCUCUCUCAUUCUCUGCCUCCUCUGUCCCUCUCUCUAUCUCUGCCCCCUCUGUGUCUCUCUCUCUCUCUCUCUCUCUGCCCCCUCUGUCCGCCCCCCCCUCUCUGCCCCCUCUGUCCCUCUCUCUCUCUUUCUAUCUAUCUCUGCUCUC